Messenger RNA from Salarias fasciatus (jewelled blenny), 1825 nucleotides. Its product is annotated as sodium- and chloride-dependent GABA transporter ine. Gene Ontology annotation, molecular function: amino acid:sodium symporter activity. NCBI's taxonomy places the organism in Eukaryota, Metazoa, Chordata, Actinopteri, Blenniiformes, Blenniidae. Gene Ontology annotation, cellular component: plasma membrane. The coding region runs from base 1 to 1794 and encodes 597 amino acids. Gene Ontology annotation, biological process: amino acid import across plasma membrane; sodium ion transmembrane transport; nitrogen compound transport. The record is from RefSeq and is a predicted model, not a curated record. The transcript has 13 exons.
AUGGAUGAAAAGUUCAAGAGCGCGUUGGAUGAGAGAGAUGCGGAUCUGAGUCCUUUAGAGCUGAAAGACGCGACCGAGAGCACCGAGGAUGAGGAGGCUCAGAGACCCACGUGGAACCGGCGGCUGGAGUUCAUCCUGGCAUCUGUGGGAUACGCAGUGGGUCUGGGCAAUGUGUGGAGGUUCCCCUACCUGUGCUACCGCAGCGGCGGAGGUGCUUUUCUGAUCCCGUACUUCACCAUGCUGAUCCUGUGUGGUAUUCCUCUGCUCUUCAUGGAAUUCGCCAUCGGCCAGUAUACUCAGUUAGGGCCCGUGCAUGCCUUUGCCAAAAUAUGUCCCCUGUUAAAAGGUGUCGGCCUGGCCACAGUGGUGAUGUCAUUCCUGUUCUCCGUGUACUACAACGUGCUACUCGGCUGGACUUUAUUCUAUUUUUUCAACUCAUUCGGGGCGAGUCUCCCCUGGACGUCCUGCAGCAGCGCCUGGAAUGUCUUCCAAAACUGUUCUGCCGGUUUUUCCAGCAACGCCACUCACCUGCAGUCGGCCAGCCAGCAGUUCUUUGAUAACAAGCUGCUGGAGAAGACCAACGGCAUUGAAGAAGUUGGCAGCGUUCGCUGGGAGCUCUUUGGCUGCCUUGCUGCUGCCUGGGUCAUUGUGUAUUUCUCCAUAUUUAAAGGGGUCAAAUCAACCGGCAAGGUUGUGUAUUUCACCGCCUUAUUUCCGUACUUCAUCCUGUUCAGCCUGCUCAUUAACAACGUCCAGCUCCCCGGGGCCAAGAAAGGUGUCCUCUACUUUGUGACGCCCGUCUGGAGCAAGCUGUUCGAUGUAAAGGUUUGGGUUAAUGCCGCAUCCCAGGUGUUUAACUCACUCGGAAUAGCUUUUGGUUCCAUGAUUUCGAUGGCGAGUUACAACAAGCUCAACGACAACAUUCUCAGGGAUGCAUUAAUAGUUUCAUUGACAAACUCCUUCACCAGUAUUCUGGCUGGCUUUGUGAUUUUCUCGGCCGUUGGUUACAUGGCUCACAUUCACAACCUUCCGGUGGACAACAUAGCCACAGAUGGUCCGGGUUUGGUGUUUGUCAUCUACCCUGAAGUCCUCGCCACCAUGCCAGCCUUUCAGCUCUGGGCGCCUCUGUUCUUCUUCAUGCUGCUGUGCCUGGGCCUGGACAGUCAGUUUGCCACCGUUGAGGUUUUGGUGACGUUCGUAAAGGACGAGUUCGGAGCCAAAAUUCUGCGUUUCCUCAAGAGAGAGGAGCUGCUCACCUUGGUCGUGUGCACUGUUGGCUUUCUACUGGGGAUUCCUCACAUAACUAAGGGAGGCAUCUAUGUGUUCCAGCUGAUGGAUCACUACACCGCCGUGGUUUCCCUCAUAUUCCUGGCUGUCUUUGAAGUCAUUGCUGUCUGUUGGGUCUUUGGCAUCUCACGGAUCUCCUCAAUGGUGACGAGGAUGCUGGGAAAAGCUCCAAACAUCUACUUCCGUGCCUGCUGGCUGGUGCUCUGUCCUGUCUUAUUGUUGUGCAUAUUGAUCUCCAGCAUCGCUCAGUUCUCUCCUGCUCAUUAUGGGAAAUACACAUAUCCAGUAUGGGCUGAGUGUGUGGGCUGGGUCAUCUCAGUGCUCUCCGUAAUGUGGAUCCCACUUGGCGCCGUUCAUGAAAUCUGGACCAACAAAGGAUCAUUUAUUGAGAGAAUUAAGACUGCCGUGACUCCGACAAUAGACCUGGAAGCUGAAGGCGCCCCGUCAGAAAAACAAGCCCUCAACGACUACAGCGCGAGUGAAAAGUCCUUCACAUCAGUGGCUUGACCAGAAUUACUCACCCAGAUGUUAAUCUACU